UCAUCUAUUCUCUUGUGUUCUAAUCUUUCUAAAAAAAUGUCUCUCACAAAAAUAUCACUGUUGCCUAUAUUGGCUCUCUGCUUGAUAUCUGCACAAGCAGCAAGGUUUGACAUUGUCAACCGAUGCUCCUACACCGUCUGGCCAGCUGCCACUCCCCAUGGCGGCGGUGUAAGGUUGGACCCAGGCCAAACAUGGAGCCCAGACAUCCCAGCUGGAACCGCAUCGGGCCGAGUUUGGGGCCGAACCGGUUGCAAUUUCGACAGCUCAGGCCACGGUAGUUGUAAAACUGGUGACUGCGGCGGUGUCCGUGCUUGCACCUUAUCCGGUCAACCUCCUCUCACACUUGCUGAAUUCACGCUUAACGGCUUUAAUAAUUUGGAUUCUAUUAAUCUAUCUAUAAUUGAUGGUUUCAACGUUCCAAUGCAAUUUAGUGGAUGCGACAAAGUAAAAACUUGUAGGGAUGCUUCUUGCCCUGAUGCUUAUCAUAAUUCUGGUGAGGGUCAAAAAGUGGCUUCAUGCCCUGGUGGUACCAACUAUAGAAUAGUCUUUUGCCCUUGAAAUAUGUGUUGAACUUAUAUAGAAACCACCCUUUUUAUGUUUCUUCUUUCUAACGUGAAGAAACUAAUAUAGAAUAAUACUGGGUGUCUGCAGUACUACGUGUAAUAUACUACUAAUAUGUACAAUGUAUUGCUUUAGUUACUCCUGAAAUUAUAAAUAUAUAAUUUCUUGAGUUUGCAAUAUGGAAUAAAUUGUUUUACUUA
Messenger RNA from Vicia villosa (hairy vetch), 761 nucleotides. Its product is annotated as thaumatin-like protein. The coding region runs from base 37 to 558 and encodes 173 amino acids. Gene Ontology annotation, biological process: defense response. The record is from RefSeq and is a predicted model, not a curated record. The transcript has a single exon. Lineage: Eukaryota; Viridiplantae; Streptophyta; Magnoliopsida; Fabales; Fabaceae. Gene Ontology annotation, cellular component: extracellular region.